Branchiostoma floridae (Florida lancelet) is the source of this 2207-nucleotide messenger RNA. RefSeq names its product membrane-associated transporter protein-like. Lineage: Eukaryota; Metazoa; Chordata; Leptocardii; Amphioxiformes; Branchiostomatidae. Gene Ontology annotation, cellular component: membrane. The record is from RefSeq and is a predicted model, not a curated record. The coding region runs from base 181 to 1992 and encodes 603 amino acids. The transcript is spliced from 9 exons. Gene Ontology annotation, biological process: transmembrane transport. Gene Ontology annotation, molecular function: sucrose:proton symporter activity.
AACCGGUUUUGGUGGCUUGCUAUUGGACGCCGACUCACUGGCCAGACUCACUGUACCCCUUGUGUAACACAGUAGAGAGUUACACAAGACACGCGGACGUCGUACGCACCACAGAGCGAGCUUCUAGAAUAUACUUGUACAGUCGACUGAAAGACUUACACGCCUGACGCAUCAGCAGUGAUGGAGACCGAAGAGCAGACGCCGCUGCUGCGGAGAGACUCCGCCGCGUCCUCCGCCUCCGUGCCCGCCGUGCCGCGGCGCCCUUGGAGACAGCUGCUGAUGAACGGCUCGAUCCUGCUCGGGCGGGAGUUCUGCUACGCUCUGGAGGCCGCCCUCGUGCUGCCCGUGCUCAUGACUAUCGGCAUGCCCAGGGAGCUGUACAGCAUCGUGUGGCUGAUUCCGCCAGUCUUCGGGUUCAUCUUCGUACCCUUGAUCGGCUCGGUGAGCGACCACUGCCGCUGCCGCUGGGGCCGCCGCCGCCCCUUCAUCCUGGCCCUCGGUCUCACCAUCAUUCUGGGAUUCGCGCUCUUCCUGAACGGGGAUUUCCUCGUAAAGCUCAUAGCAGGAGACGUCGUCAGCACUAGCCCCAAGAGAGCCGACCGUGAGACCAUGCGCACUGCGAUGCUGGCUGUCAGCAUGUUUGGAGCCAUGUUGUUUGACUUCGCCGCAGACUUCAUAGAGAGCCCGAUCAAGGCUUACCUACUGGACAACUGUGUUGAGAGCGAUCGGAGGAGGGGCCUGGACAUGCAAGGAGUGCUCUCAGGUUUGGGUGGCUUCCUUGGCUAUGCGACGGGUGCAAUCGACUGGAUAAAGCUUGGUAUCCCCCCAGGGACAGAAUAUCACCUGAUAUUCGGCAUCUCGUGCUUCGUUUUCUGCAUCUGCCUGCUGCUGAACCUCUGCAGCAUACGGGAGGUGCCGCUGGACGAGCUGAGGGAGAACAAUCUGGAGAAUAAAGGUGACUGCUUUGGUGAACUGUGCCCUAAAGACGGCAGACGAGAGCCAGCGAUGCAGCAGGGCCCAUCAGCCGUCAUUGCAGUGGACCCGAAGUUCGGCGUGAUGUACAUGAGCGAUGAUCCGGAUGUGCUUCCUGACGUCAUAUCCUGUGACGAUGGGCUUCAGAAGGUGCUGGUGACCACCGUGUUCGGAGGGGGAGAUCAAUCGGACGACGGGUACGGCAGCAUCGCACAUUCGGAGGAGGGUAAAAGUGACACAGAGGAAGACUCGGACAACACGCAACUGGCACAGCGGCUCUCCAUCACCGCCUACCUCAGAUCAAUCCUCCGGAUGCCCAAGGAACUGGCCUGCUUGUGUGUGUCCAACUUCCUCGGCUGGGCAGCCUUCCUGUGCGUCAUGUUGUUCUUCACCGACUUCAUGGGGCGGGGUGUGUACAGAGGGAACCCGAGCGCAGCACUGGACAGUCCCGACAGGAACCUGUACGAACAAGGCGUGAUGAUCGGCUGCUGGGGACUGACCAUCAACGCCGCGUCAUGUGCUCUCUACUCAAUGUCUUUGGGACGAAUCCUCGACCACGUGUCGUACAGGACCAUGUACAUCUUCGGCUACUUGGCCUUCGCCUCAGGGAUCGGCAGUAUGGCCAUCAUCGCGCAGCUGACGGAGGCGCGCUGGGAGAUCAUCUUCCUGUGUCCGGUCAUGGGGAUCAUGUACGGUACCCUCAACAACAUCCCGUACAAACUCAUCUCCCGAUACCACACGAGUGAAACGUACAUUCGGUGCGGUGUGGACGGGUCGGAGCGCCGCGGCAUGGGGAUCGACUGCGCGCUGGUGUCCUCGCAAAACCAGCUGUCUCAGAUCGUCAUCGGUGCCAGUCUGGGUUCCAUCGUGGCCGCCGUGGGCAGCGUGGUCUCCGUGACGGUGUGCUCCAGCGUGCUGGCCUUCACCGCCUGCAUCGCCGCCGCCUUACUGGUGCACUACGAUGUGGACAGUCGCGAGGAAGGACAACCAGACUGGGAGGACGUGCUGUCCAGUAUGUGAGCUAAUGUUUGAGAGUAUGCCUUGAAUGUUGUCUACCUGUACCGGUAAAUGUCUACCGGUAAAUGUAUCUUUCCUUUUGAAUCAGGAACUGCCCUGUUUUCAUUCACCAUGUGUAACGAUACAUGCAGAAUACAUUUUAUGUAGAAUAUUUGAAAAUUUAGAGCAGAAGAAGAGAUUAAACAGAACGAAUCUCUGGUGCAAAUAAAAAUCAGUUA